Aspergillus ibericus CBS 121593 is the source of this 1140-nucleotide messenger RNA. Its product is annotated as polysaccharide lyase family 1 protein. The record is from RefSeq and is a predicted model, not a curated record. The transcript has 5 exons. Bases 1 to 1140 code for a protein of 379 amino acids. Gene Ontology annotation, molecular function: pectate lyase activity. NCBI's taxonomy places the organism in Eukaryota, Fungi, Ascomycota, Eurotiomycetes, Eurotiales, Aspergillaceae.
AUGAAGUACGGGUCCCUGAUUGCGGCUGCGGCUGCGGCCUUUGCGAGCACCGCCAGCGCCGCGGGAGUCGUCGGCGCUGCCGAGGGUUUCGCCCAGGGCGUGACGGGAGGAGGCAACGCCUCGCCCGUCUACCCCACCACCACCGCUGAGCUGGUCUCCUACCUGGGUGACAGCCAGCCCCGUGUCAUCAUGCUGGACAGAACCUUCGACUUCACCGGCACCGAGGGCACUGAGACCACCAGCGGUUGCGCGCCCUGGGGUACUGCGUCCCAGUGCCAGGUGGCCAUCAACCUGCACAGCUGGUGCGACAACUACGAGGCGAGCGCCCCCAAGGUCACCGUCACUUACGAUAAGGCCGGUAUCCUCCCCAUCACCGUCAACUCCAACAAGAGUAUUGUGGGUGUGGGAUCCAAGGGUGUCAUCAAGGGCAAGGGUCUCCGUGUUGUGAACGGGGCCAAGAACGUCAUCAUCCAGAACAUUGCGGUCACCGACAUCAACCCCAAGUAUGUCUGGGGUGGUGAUGCCAUCACGGUCGACAACUCCGACCUGGUCUGGAUCGACCACGUCACGACUGCCCGCAUUGGCCGUCAGCACAUCGUCCUGGGCACUGAUGCCGAUAACCGGGUCACCAUCUCCUACUCCCUCAUCGAUGGUCGCUCCGACUACUCCGCCACCUGCAACGGCCACCACUACUGGGGUGUCUACCUCGAUGGUAACAACGACAUGGUGACCCUGAAGGGCAACUACUUCUACUACCUCAGUGGCCGCAUGCCCAAGGUCCAGACCAACACUCUCCUCCACGCGGUCAACAACCUCUUCCACAACAUCCAGGGCCAUGCCUUCGAGAUCGGCACCGGCGGCUACGUCCUGGCCGAGGGUAACGUCUUCCAGGAUGUCGACACCGUGGUCGAGGCCCCGAUGAACGGUCAGCUCUUCAGCUCCCCCGACACCAACACCAACGCGCAGUGCGCGUCCGUCUUUGGCCGCUCCUGCCAGCUCAACGCCUUUGGCAACUCGGGCGCCAUGUCCGGCUCGGACACCAGCAUCAUCAGCCGGUUCGCCGGCAAGAACAUUGCCACCGCCCACCCCCCGACCAACAUUGCCCAGUGGACCAUGAGCAACGCGGGCCAGGGCAAAUAA